This is a messenger RNA of Saxophila tyrrhenica, 1182 nucleotides long. RefSeq lists its product as uncharacterized. The record is from RefSeq and is a predicted model, not a curated record. Bases 1 to 1182 code for a protein of 393 amino acids. The transcript is spliced from 2 exons. Gene Ontology annotation, biological process: phospholipid metabolic process. NCBI's taxonomy places the organism in Eukaryota, Fungi, Ascomycota, Dothideomycetes, Mycosphaerellales, Extremaceae. Gene Ontology annotation, molecular function: phosphatidate phosphatase activity.
AUGGCUCUCGACAAGGUCAAGACUCUCGCGCGGAAUCUGGGACUAACCACGAUGUCGAAGCGCCUUGUUCUCAGCUAUGUCAUUGACUGGCUGGUCAUAUUCCUCAUCGCCGGACUGGGCGGACUCUUUAACUUCAUAGAGCCCUACAAACGACCGUUUAGCCUCCUCGAUCUCUCGAUCAGCUUCCCGUACAUUACUCCUGAGCUCGUUCCCUACGAGUACCUCAUCUUCAUCUGCGGAAUGGCACCGGCCAUCAUCAUCGCGCUCAUCAGCCUCCUACUAGUACCCGGACCACGGCAUUGCCGCUCCCUCAACCGAUCUCAGAUCAUCCGGCUGAAGUUCUGGGAGUUCGAGAGGGGAUGGGCGGGGUUUUGUUUAAGCCUUGCCAUCGGUUUCUUCAUUACGCAGUCCAUGAAGAACGUCUUCGGAAAGCCGCGACCGAAUCUACUCGAAAGGUGUCAGCCGGAUCUAGACAACAUAGCCUCACACAGGGUUGGUGGUUGGGGAGAAGACAUAAGCGCUCGGUGGACACUGGUGAGCGCCAGCAUAUGCACGAACAACAACAGGCGGGUUCUCGAUGACGGGUUCCGAUCAUUCCCGUCAGGACACUCCUCGUUCUCCUGGUCGGCGAUGCUGUACUUGUCGCUAUUCCUCUGCUCCAAGUUCGCCAUCACAAUCCCGUUUAUGAGAACCAAUUCGACCAACGAGGUCGCCGGUCUCCAGUCCGACGAAUCCGGCCGCCUCCUCUCAUCGGAAAACAACCGCCGCCCUUCUACCGACGACUCUCAAGACAAACCUUUACAUUUCCGGCCGGCAUCCGCACGCCGACCAACACAGGACACUACGCCCAUACGAAAGCAGGCGGCGACACCACCGAAUCACCUCAUCAUCGUGGCAGUCUUUCCACUAGGAGUCGCGAUCUGGAUCUGCUCAACGCGCUUCGUUGAAUUCUACCACUUCGGCUUCGACAUCAUCAGUGGGUCUUUGAUAGGGAUUGCGAGCGCUUGGUUCUCGUUCCGCUGGUACCAUUUGCCAAUUAGAUCAGGUCAAGGGUGGGCAUGGGGAGCGAGGAACCCGCGAAGGGCGUUUGGCAUAGGCGUGGGAACGGCAAACUACGGGGACGAAGGGAUAGAGGGCUCACAUAAGAGGACUGACGAUAUUGAGUUGAAUGCUGCGCGAUAG